AUGGUGAUUUAUUCCAUCCUCCUUGCCGAUUUAAAAGUUGGGCGCUGCUUCAACACCACCGAAGUUCACUUGCUGAGGUUUUGGGAGGCCAGAAAUGUGAGGAAAGGUGGUGAAAUCAUGAGUCUAGACAUGCUCCUCAUCGACGAGAAUUCGACGAUUAUUCAAGGUUAUGUUAAUGCGAACCUUCAAUUCAUGUUCAUGAAGCAUCUCAGCGAAAGGUCAGUCUACAGGUUGAGCGGAUUCGAUGUAACAUGCAGCAACCCCAAUUUCCGGAUGUUGUAUGCCCCUUUCUCCAUUCGGUUCAAUAAUGAAACCUCUUUAGUUAAGAAAAUAAUAUUUAUUAGGCCCAUACCUUGUCUGAAGUAUAAAUGUGAUAUUACCGGAAUCUUAAAUUAUACUUAUAAGUAUUAG
Eruca vesicaria subsp. sativa (arugula) is the source of this 411-nucleotide messenger RNA. NCBI's taxonomy places the organism in Eukaryota, Viridiplantae, Streptophyta, Magnoliopsida, Brassicales, Brassicaceae. The record is from the annotation of a GenBank genome assembly.